ACCUUGGUGAUAGUUAAUGCCGUAGCAGUACUUCUACGAGCAACUCGGCACUCUAUUAGUGAAAUUCAUACCAGUAAUAUUAUAAAUAUUGCCUCCCCCGCCACUACUGCUACUACGAUAAGUGAUGCUGCUCCCACCCCCGGCGUCACCUCUGCCAUCCGGACGGACAUCGUGGGACGUCUACCCUGUUUGCUGCAUGGUAUCAAUGAUCGUCUGAUGGGCCUCCGCCUGCCCCUAUUGACUGGCAAUUUCGCAUUGUCGCAAGCACCUACGCCUACGCGAUAUCAGCUCCGAGGAGACAAAGAACAAGUUCUACGAGGACGUGCAUGCCCCCUGUCGACUGUGCCAAAGGUGGACAAGUUGAUUGUCCCUUGUGACUUCAACGCUCGCUUAAGCACAGACCACCUUGCCUGGAGAAUAGUGCUGGGUCCGCACGCUCUCCACGGUUUCAGUGACAAUGGUCUGCUCCUCCUUCGAACUUGCGCAGAGCACGGCUUUAUCCUGACCAACCCCCUAUUUCCGCCUUCGGCUGCGGCACAAGGUGACCUGGAUGCAUCUCCGAUCUCAGCACUGGCACCUCGUCGACUAUAUCUUCAUCCGAUGGCGUGA
Molecule: messenger RNA, 609 nt
Organism: Dibothriocephalus latus
Lineage: Eukaryota; Metazoa; Platyhelminthes; Cestoda; Diphyllobothriidea; Diphyllobothriidae
Source: the annotation of a GenBank genome assembly